Lathyrus sativus (Indian pea) is the source of this 312-nucleotide messenger RNA. The record is from the annotation of a GenBank genome assembly. Lineage: Eukaryota; Viridiplantae; Streptophyta; Magnoliopsida; Fabales; Fabaceae.
AUGACUGCUUUUGUUGUUAUUAUGCAGAAGCAUCCUGAAUGGAGUCUACUUGAUAUAUGCAUUGAGAAUGUAGGAGAAUUGAUACGGAUAAAUUUUGGUAAAGAGGUCAUAUAUGAGCUUGCAACAGGGGGUUUUGAAGACAUAUUGCAUCCAACUUUAGAUGAUAAGAUUAAUUCUUUCCAUAAAGCAAUAGAAUCUCUUGCAGUAGUGUAUAAGUCAGAAGAUUCACAAGAGGAAGAGCAUGUCUUUGAAAAAAAACUUUUAAGUUGGACCAUCAGAUUUCGAUUUUGGAUGUUUGUGGUGUCAUUCUAG